AUGCCAAGCGAUUUCGGCAAGGGGAAUGAGAUCACUCAACUCAACGUCAACCCUCACAACAAUGUGUCUGAAUGGUUGACUACUGUCAAUAGUGGACGCCACUCGGCUGUUGGAAAUUGCCAGAUGGAGCUGUCAGUCCCACGUGCUUUGUUUGGCAGGUCGCGACUGGCAUUCGGAGUGUGGAGCGUGUUUCUGCUCGGCUGGGCAGUAGUGGCAUGGCACAAUGCCUUUAUAUUCACGAGUCUGCUCGACACUUGGUCUUUGCUACCUGAGUCUCUGUCCAACAUGCGCGGUCUCACUUUGCUUGCUGCAGCCAGCCCGGUGCUGGCUCUGACACCUGCGGACACCUUUUACCCUCCAACCCUCAAUGAUACUGCAUACAUCAGCAACAGUACUAUUGGGACGUAUGGCGGUAUCUACACAGCUUCGACCAAUGGUCCGGCUACUGCAGAUCCCUACGGCACUUAUGAUUAUUGCUCCAUGCCGCAUCCUCGUUCGGAGGAAUAUGCUCUGCCUGCAGCUUUAAGCAAGGGGUCCACCAAAGGAAAGCUUGUUUAUUUGGAGUAUCUGCAGCGUCACCAGAGACGCUCUCCAUACAACAUUCUGCCCGGGGGAGAAAAUCAAGCCUAUGAAUGCGAUAAUGUACGCCCGUAUCUCUACGGUGGUCCUAACAGCGCAAGCGGCAUCCAACCCGUACCAAUGUAUGCGCAGACAUACGAAGACCCCUCCAACCCCUUCACGCCUGGCGUGAACGGAACAUGCCAGUACCCCCAGAUCACUAUCGGUGGUAUUCAAGACGGAUACCAGCAUGGCAAGGAUCUGUGGGCCGUCUAUGGCAAGAAGCUCGGUCUGAUUCCCAAGAAACCUAACAACCGAGUCUGGUUCCGAUCAAGUGACUCGGCUCUCACGCAGGCUUCGGCUGGUGCGGUCUUGCGGGGUGUGUGGCCCGAGUACACAGGUGCCCUGCCACUGCAUCAGAUGGUUACUUCCGUUGACACUGUCAAUGAGGGUUAUUCCUGCUCGGGUAUUAGCUCCACGCUUUCUUCCCUGCAAUCUACUUCGCAGUGGAAAGAGCAUCUGACUGUCACUGCAGAGUUGCGUUCCACGCUUGGGUCUAUGCUCGGCGCGACAAGUAGUUCGUGGCAGAAUACUUUUGAUCAUUUCUCGGAUAACUUCCAGGCUCGGCUUUGUAAUGGCUAUGAGCUUCCAUGCAGUGUUUCGAACUCGUCUGCUUGUGUGACAGAGGAGAUGGUCGAGGAGGUUUUCCGUGCCGGUGACUGGGAGUGGAAUUACUACUGGCGCACGAAUCCGGAUGUGGUCAAGUACAUCCAGGUUGUUGAGGGUCUGUUCAUUGGUGAAAUUGUUUCUCGUCUGCAGGCUGUUCAGGACGGAAAGUCUUCUCUUGACUACAGUCAUAUCUUCAUCCAUGAUGGUGACAUUGGUCCUAUUCUGGGCUCCCUUGGAAUCGAGGCUCUACGCUGGCCUGCGAUGGCAUCUAACAUUGCUUUCGAGGUUUGGGAAACUGAUAGAAAGACUCUCUAUGCCCGAGUCUUGUACAGUGGACAACCUGUUAGAAGCAUUCAUGGUAUUCUUGACUGGGUUCCUCUUUCGGAUCUCAUUGGUAUUCUGACACCAUAUGUUCCGGAGGACAUUGUUUCUCUCUGUGGAUGA
Molecule: messenger RNA, 1671 nt
Organism: Penicillium nucicola
Lineage: Eukaryota; Fungi; Ascomycota; Eurotiomycetes; Eurotiales; Aspergillaceae
Product: histidine phosphatase family protein
Exons: 2
Coding region: 1-1671 (556 amino acids)
Biological process (GO): dephosphorylation
Molecular function (GO): phosphatase activity
Source: RefSeq, a predicted model, not a curated record